Molecule: messenger RNA, 1638 nt
Organism: Brettanomyces nanus
Lineage: Eukaryota; Fungi; Ascomycota; Pichiomycetes; Pichiales; Pichiaceae
Gene: SRP1
Product: Importin alpha subunit (Karyopherin alpha subunit) (Serine-rich RNA polymerase I suppressor protein)
Exons: 1
Coding region: 1-1638 (545 amino acids)
Biological process (GO): NLS-bearing protein import into nucleus
Cellular component (GO): nucleoplasm; nucleus; cytoplasm
Molecular function (GO): nuclear import signal receptor activity; protein binding
Source: RefSeq, a predicted model, not a curated record
AUGGAUUCAACAGACACUACCAGAUACGUGCCAGAGUACCGAAAGGCCAACUUCAAAAACAAGAAUCGGUUCCAGCAAGAUGAAGUGAGGAGAAGAAGGGAAACACAGCAGGUGGAAUUGAGAAAGCAAAAGAGGGAAGAACUGUUAACCAAGAGAAGAAAUUUCAACUCUUCCGAUAUCUCAAAGGAAAAUGAUUCUGACAGCGAAGAAGACACGGAUACUUCUAAUGGGGAACACUUGUUUUAUUCUCAACUGCAGGAGGUGUUACCCAAGAUGAUGGAGGAUGUGACAUCAGCGGACUUAGAGCGUCAACUGGAAUCUACCAUCAAAUUUCGUCAGAUCCUUUCGAAGGAGCAUAAUCCUCCUAUUGACCUUGUUAUUGAAACUGGGGUUGUGCCAAAGCUUGUGGAGUUCAUGAAGGCAGGUCCUGAAGUGUUACAAUUAGAGGCAGCCUGGGCCUUGACUAACAUUGCUUCUGGUUCAUCUGAGCAAACCAAAGUUGUUGUAGAUGCAGGUGCCGUGCCGCUUUUUGUCGAGCUUCUAUAUUCGCAAUCUAUGGAGGUGAAAGAGCAAGCUAUAUGGGCCUUGGGUAAUGUGGCAGGUGAUUCUUCGGCUUAUAGAGAUUAUGUUCUCUCUUGUAAUGCUAUGGAUCCUGUUUUGUCACUUUUCCAAUGCUCCAAAAUGUCACUUAUUCGAACUGCUACGUGGACUCUUUCGAAUUUGUGUAGAGGCAAGAAUCCUCAGCCGGAUUGGCAGAUUGUCAAGUCUGCUCUCCCAACGUUGGCAAAGCUCAUUUUCUCUGUUGACGUUGAGACCCUAAUCGAUGCCUGUUGGGCCAUUUCCUACUUAAGUGAUGGUACUACAGAUGCUAUUCAGGCUGUUUGCGAUGCACGUAUUCCUAAGAGAUUGGUGGAGUUGUUGGGACACGAGUCUACACUUGUGCAAACCCCAGCUUUGCGAGCUGUUGGUAAUAUAGUGACGGGUAAUGAUUUACAGACGCAAAUUGUGAUCAAUGCUGGUGUCUUAACUGCUCUUGCUCCUCUUCUCAGGUCUUCGAAGGAAUCGAUUCGUAAAGAAGCCUGCUGGACCAUUUCAAACAUUACUGCUGGUAACACUGACCAGAUUCAGGCCGUUAUAGACGCCAAUUUGAUUCCUCAAAUCAUCAAAUUGUUGGCUACAGGUGAUUACAAGACUAAGAAGGAGGCUUGCUGGGCUAUUUCCAACGCUUCCUCUGGUGGUCUUACUAGACCAGAUCAAAUCAGGUAUCUGGUUAGUCAAGGUUGUAUCAAACCUCUCUGUGAUUUGUUGGCUAUUGCUGAUAAUAAGGUGAUUGAGGUGGCAUUGGAUGCACUUGAAAACAUUCUCAAAGUAGGUGAGAUGGAGAAGGAGGCUCGUGGAGCAAGCAUCAAUGAAAACGCCAUCUUCAUCGAAGAGGCUGGUGGUGCAGAGAAGAUCUUCGAGUGUCAGAACAACGAGAACGAUAAGAUCUAUUCGAAAGCCUAUCAUAUUAUAGAGACCUACUUCAACGGUGAUGACAACGAUGAGGAAGCGAAUGAGUUGCAGCCGGAAAUGGCCGGUGAUCAGUUCGGUUUCGGUGUUAAUGACAACUACCAACAAGGUGGUUUCAACUUUAACUGA